GCUCAGGGGCUAGGCAUUUACAGUUGUCUGUGUUACAGGUCACUAAAUGCUCCUGACUUCUCAAAAAACUGAAAGUUUCCUCUUGGGAGGAGCUGAUUGUACUCUUCAGGACUUUCAGUGCUGCUGGUGCCCUGCCCAUUGGAAAACGCCUCUCCCUGUCACUCUCUAUAAAUGCCGUAGUGGCCCUGAGGGAAGCCUUCUGCAGCACAGCUCCAGCUGAAGACUUGAGACUCCAGUCACCUCACCAUGAGGCUUCUAAUACUUUCCAGCCUGUUCUGUAUCCUGCUUCUCUGUUUCUCCAUCUUCUCCUCAGAAGGGAAAAGGCAUCCUGCCAAGUCCUGGAAACUCUGCUGCCACAGAGUUCCUGCUCUCAACCUGACAACCCAGAAAGGAAACCGCAUAAGGCUCUGCAGAGUGUGCAAGCUCAAGCCAAUGUCACAGUCUUGGGUGGUGCCUGGGGCUCUCCCGCAGGUGUAGUGCUCCCAGAGCCAGGCUCCAUACAGCUGAGAUUCUUGUUCUCAGCACCAGAAACACCAGAACCCUUGGUUUGCCCCUCUUAGCAAGUGAGCUGUGAUGUUGGAGAAUGUCAUCUAAGGCAUCAAGGGCCCUGGGGAAGGUUCUGGAACUCCAGGUCCUGGUCCCAAUCCUGCCACAGUCUGCAGAGCUGUUGUGAGCCAGGCCCAACCCCCAAGACUUCAACCCCAGGAGGUCCCUUUAGUGCAGAGAGUUGAGGAUUUCACCAUGACCUGUGGCACCUAGGGUUCCAGAAGCUUCUAAGUCUACGAGAAUUCAGCAUAGUAAGACCGAAGGGUGGUCAAUGAGGACUGCAGAGUCUCAGUCAUCCUCAGAUAUACUCCAAUCCUGGCAUUUAGUCACCAGCAUCCAGUGACCCCUGAAGGAACCACUCGCUAACUUUCAGACAUGAGUCUACUGGAAAGAAGACCCAAACUGAUAACAAAUAAACAAACAGCUAAAAUCCA
This is a messenger RNA of Marmota monax (woodchuck), 980 nucleotides long. RefSeq names its product G protein-coupled receptor 15 ligand (gene Gpr15lg). Bases 247 to 477 code for a protein of 76 amino acids. NCBI's taxonomy places the organism in Eukaryota, Metazoa, Chordata, Mammalia, Rodentia, Sciuridae. Gene Ontology annotation, molecular function: G protein-coupled receptor binding. The transcript is spliced from 3 exons. The record is from RefSeq and is a predicted model, not a curated record.